AUGCCAUUUGCGAUUGGUGAGAGAUUUCAAAUCAAAAACGAUAUAUGCACCAUCAGAUACAUAGGUAUAAUUGAUAGAUGGCCAGAUGUCCGCGUGUAUGGUGUCGAAUGGGACAACGUUUCGCGCGGUAAAAAUUCGGGUUCUGUUGACGGCAAAAAAUACUUUGAAACAGCUUGUCCUGGUUCAGGUUCAUUUAUCAAAGAGUCCAAAUUUUUAAGAGAUACCUGCCCUACGUACUCCUUCCUCGAAGCGCUUUUCAACACAUACUUUAGCUGUCCUGGACAUGAUAGCACGUUAGCAUUUGGGUCGAAAGAGGUAGAAUAUUGUGGAUUUGAACAACUGGAUUCUCGAAAUCAUGAGCUAAAGUCUUUGAACACCAUUUCGUUGAACAAGCAAUGCAUUAAUGUGAUAUCAAGAGACCCUACGGAUAGAGAGAAGAUUGCGAGAUAUUGUGGGCAGGUUCAAACACUAGACAUUGGGAUGAACCUUCUCAUUGAUUUGGAGCUGGUGCUUGAGAUCCUUGUAUUAUGCACUCAAGCAGAAGAACUGAAUCUUUCUGGCAAUAGGUUUCAGACGCAGUGGAAUUUGCACUCCCGAAACCAAAGUUUCCCGCAAGUCAAAAGGCUGUACAUGAUUUCUUGUACACUGACAGAUAAUGAUAUAGCACACCUUUUUGAAGUAUUUCCCUCCAUUGAAUUGCUGGAUGUCAGUAUGAAUGAUUUAACUAGCGAGGCAUUCGCGGGCCUUACUUUGCCUCCAACGUUAAAAGACUUAAUACUUCACGGUAAUGCCAUUGAGUGGAUACCGAAAAACAUUCUUUCCUCAAAUAUACAAAACCUUGAUCUUUCAAGCAAUCUGAUUGGCGAUGAGAGCGUUGAUAAAGCACAUCAUUCCACCAUAAGAUACCUGGAUUUAACCUGCAACAAGAUAACAACCUGGGAACUUUUGGGCAAACUUAACUCUAUAUUCACUGAUCUUAUCUCUUUGAAGAUUCUUGAUAAUCCCUUAUACUCGGGAAAAGGAAGCAUUGCCGAUGAGGAAGAUAUGCUAUACGAAACAGUGGUUAGAAUGGGUCAGCUGAGUAUAUUAGAUGGUUCAGAUAUAACGGAGGAACUGAGAAAUAAUGCAGAACUAUACGUUGCCUCCAAGGUCGUGAAAAGCCCUGUUACUUGUGAUGAGGUACCUUCCGAAUGUAAAAUCUUUGCCAACAACCAAGCAUAUGAGGAAGGUAGAUGUCCUGUUACGUCUUGGCUAGAAGACGAACUCAUUGAACUAAAAAUCAUUGAUAAAGAAUCCAGUAGCUCAUUUCUCAUUCACGUACUACGUGGUUCAACACUAAGGUCACUGAAGGGGAUAAUAAGUUCGAAAUUACGUACUAAAAUUGCAAAGAUCCAAUUGCUUCGCACGCUGGGUGAGAGCGAUUUUGAGGUGCUUGAUAAGGAUUUUUCCAGUCUAGAUAACUCUUUCUUAGAUUCUGGAGAUAUAGUAUAUACUAUUUUAAAGGGGCGCCAAUGA
Messenger RNA from Huiozyma naganishii CBS 8797, 1515 nucleotides. It is a transcript of the gene PAC2, whose product is annotated as Pac2p. Gene Ontology annotation, molecular function: protein binding. The transcript has a single exon. The record is from RefSeq and is a predicted model, not a curated record. Bases 1 to 1515 code for a protein of 504 amino acids. NCBI's taxonomy places the organism in Eukaryota, Fungi, Ascomycota, Saccharomycetes, Saccharomycetales, Saccharomycetaceae.